Molecule: messenger RNA, 1282 nt
Organism: Linum tenue
Lineage: Eukaryota; Viridiplantae; Streptophyta; Magnoliopsida; Malpighiales; Linaceae
Source: the annotation of a GenBank genome assembly
GAAGAGUGUUCAUCGCGUAUUUGUUUUUGCAUAUAGCGAGGGAAGGAGUUCAGAUCUAGGAGAAAGGAAAGCAAUGGCGACGGCACCCGAUCACCUCUUCGUUCUGCGCAACAAUUUCUACUUGGGAGCCUUCCAGGCUGCAAUCAACAACAGCGACCUUCCGAAUCUCUCCCCGGAGGAUGCCAUCGAGCGAGACUGCCUCGUCCACCGCUCUUACAUCGCUCUUGGAAGCUAUCAGCUUGUGAUCAGCGAGAUCGAUGAGAGCGCAGCCACUCCUCUCCAGGCCGUCAAAUUGCUCGCCUUGUAUCUUUCCAGCCCUGAGAACAAGCAAUCUGUAAUUUCAAGCUUGAAAGAGUGGCUGGCUGAUUCGGCUAUAGGAAGCAAUGCCAUUCUAAGGCUGAUUGCUGGAAUCAUAUUCAUGAAUGAAGAGGACUAUAAUGAGGGUUUGAAGCACACACAUGCUGGAGGCACCAUGGAACUGCAUGCAUUGAAUGUGCAAAUAUUCAUCAAGAUGCACAGGACAGAUUUUGCUGAGAGGCAGCUGAGAGUCAUGCAACAGAUUGAUGAGGACCAUACCCUUACUCAACUCGCAAAUGCCUGGCUGAAUUUGGCAGUUGGUGGUUCAAAGAUACAAGAAGCACUACUCAUAUUUCAAGAUUUCUCUGAGAAAUAUCCCAUGACUGGUUUGAUAUUGAAUGGGAAGGCUGUUUGUUGCAUGCACAUGGGCAACUUUGAAGAAGCAGAGACAUUGCUUCUUGAAGCACUAAACAAGGCAAGUUCAUCUGAUGCAAAGGACCCAGAAACCUUAGCAAACUUGGUUGUAUGCAGUCUUCAUCUUGGCAAACCAUCUUCGCGUUAUCUCAACCAAUUGAAGAUUGCACAUCCAGAGCAUUUGCUCAUUAAGCGUGUAUCAACUGCAGAAGAUAGCUUCGAAAGAGCAGUUCAAUCAGUUGCAUGAGUUUCGAGUUGAAGAAGUGUCCUAAGAGCCAAGCCAUUCUUCUGCUUUUUGGAAAGUGUCCUUAUUUUUGGGGGGUUUUGUAACACAACGCAGACCGGAAUGUGCUUUACCAAUCGACUUAUAUUUUUGUCAUAUACCGAUGAAUGCUUGCAGUCUCGAUUAUAUGUGUUCAACAUUUGAAGGGUCAGUAGUUCUCCACAUUUCUGCAUGACUCUUUCAGUGCUUGGUUUGUAUCUCACAUUGUUAAUGUCCAUGCUCUUAGACAUGAUAAUGUCCAAAAUACCUAGUGAUUGGCAAUUUCGAGUUUUCAUGCUCAGGAACUGG